GCGGUCACACUGAGCAAGAAGUACGCAAACCGUCGAGCGCGAUAAAACUGAAAAACGGGAAAACCUUUAGCAAAAGCGACGCUUGACAAACCGCAACCAAUGCAUACCAAGUAAAUCUGUAGCAGAGCAGCCGCGCCGCGCAGUCCACGCCCACCCAGCCAGCGACACACCACACCGCGAGACGAACAACGAGACAGGGAGCUCCACUCACACCACAGCACACUCACGCCCACAGAGACAGGGCGAUGUCACACCUACCUGUGCCACUGUACGGCUUCGCAGCGUUUUUCAUGAUUUUCUGGUUUGGCACCUGGAUGGUCCAUCUGAUAGCCAUUUGCUACGGGAAGUACAAGCUGCACAAGAAGUCGUGCAAGCUGCCGCCAGAGUCGUCGCCACUGCCGGGUGUCUCCAUCCUUAAACCGCUGAUGGGCGUGGAUCCGAACUUGCAGCACAACCUAGAGACCUUCUUCACGAUGGAUUAUCCUGUGUACGAGCUGCUUUUCUGUGUGGAGGACAAGGACGAUCCGGCCAUAAAGCUGGUCGAGGGCCUGCUGGAAAAGUAUCCCCGGAUAGACGCCCGGCUCUUUGUGGGCGGGUCUGAUGUGGGCGUUAAUCCGAAAAUCAACAACAUCCAUCCCGGCUACAUGGCGGCAAAAUUCGAUUUCGUUAUGAUCUCCGACAGUGGCAUCAAAAUGAAGAACGACACGCUGCUGGACAUGGUCCAAAACAUGUCCGAGAAGCACGCCCUGGUCCAUCAGAUGCCGUUCACCUGCGACCGGGAGGGAUUUGCCACCAUUUUCGAGAAGGUCUUCUUCGGCACCGUCCAGAGCAGAAUCUACCUAUCGGCCGAUGUUCUUGGCAUAAACUGCCACACGGGAAUGUCGUGUCUUCUGCGGAAAGCAGUCAUCGAUCAGCUGGGCGGCCUAAGGGCCUUUGGCUGCUACCUUGCCGAGGACUUCUUUAUCGCCAAAGGCGUAACGAAGCUGGGAUGGAAAAUGAGAAUCUCCAAUCAGCCCGCUCUGCAGAACAGCGGACUGUGCGACGUCGGCAGCUUUCAGGCGCGGCUCAUACGAUGGGCUAAGCUGCGCGUGGCCAUGGUGCCCACGACCAUCCUUCUGGAGCCGCUCUCCGAGUGCAUGAUUCUGGGGGCCUUCGCGGCCUGGUCAGCCUCGGUUCUGUUCAACUGGGAACCUCUGGUGUUCUACAUGGUGCACAUACUCUGCUGGUUGCUGUCCGACUGGCUGCUGCUCUCCAUAGUCCAUCACGGCUCAAUGCCGUUCCACAAGUUCGAGUUUGUCAUUGGCUGGCUGUUCAGGGAGCUGACGGGGCCCUAUCUGUUCCUGCACGCGCUCUGGGACCCGGCGAUACGUUGGCGGACUCGCACCUUCAAGCUUCACUGGGGUGGCAUGGCCUACGAGCUGAACACACCCGCCGAUUGUCAAACCGCACCGCUGCAGCCACAGCCGGCGCCGACGUUACCGACGGAUUCGGGUCAAGCGGUGGCGGAGGUCACGCCAGCGGCCACAUUCUGUACAGAAGCGAAGCACCGUCUGCUGGUGUCGUAGCAGCAACUAGUUAAGUUCAUUAUUUUGUACUUUUGAGUAACUCAGCGGACUGCAAACGUAGACGGAGCUGGUGACUGGGACGUCUGGUAGUAGUAUUAUUAGCUAAACCCUUAGUCACUAC
Molecule: messenger RNA, 1686 nt
Organism: Drosophila miranda
Lineage: Eukaryota; Metazoa; Arthropoda; Insecta; Diptera; Drosophilidae
Product: ceramide glucosyltransferase-like
Exons: 1
Coding region: 246-1565 (439 amino acids)
Biological process (GO): glucosylceramide biosynthetic process
Cellular component (GO): membrane
Molecular function (GO): ceramide glucosyltransferase activity
Source: RefSeq, a predicted model, not a curated record